CUCAAAACCUCCACCUCCCCCAGCUAUCCAGCUUCGAGAUACUUUCUUCUUCGAUAGCUGGUCUCUCCAAAUUUCUUCCCAUAUUUUGCUUCAUUUCUAUCUUUGGGCUAUAUACAUUAUCGGCUCUAUUCCUGAAGCUCUCAUAGCAUAGUAUCAUAUACCCAUAGACAGAGUCUUAUUUCGUUCUUCUCUUUUCUCUUCCUUUUCAUACAUUAUACCCCAACAGAAUGGCGCCGCAAGACGACAAAAGGCGGCCUACCGCCCUCAAACUAGGACCAUCGCGAUCCUCUUCUACUGGAUCCUCUUCUACCUCGUCGCUUAAGCCGCCAAGGACACCCAGAUUCGCAGAAGCCACCACAGUUUAUUCACCGGUAGAGCAAAGAAGCAUGCCGUUUGGAAGAGAUGACAGAUCACAUACCGCGCAGCCCCAACCGGCGGACGUAGGGUUUGGAUAUAUCAACGACGACUCAAGUAGUGCACCAGUAAACGUGCCAAUGACACCGAAGUCGCCUCUUAAGAGCGCAAUGAAGGUUCCAGGUACACCAGGAAGGAAAUUCGACAACCCAUUAAGCCCGACGUUUAGGGAAGAGGAAAUAUUAGAGAAGCGCGAAAAGGCCACGGAUAAGGAACAAAAGAAGGACUUGGGCAUCAAGACGAAAGUACGAAUGGCCAAGUUCGCUCUUCGAGGUGUUAGCUUUAGCUGCAGUACCAUUAUCCUAGCCAUGCUCGCCUCUUCGUUCUCCAUCUUCCACGCGACCAAGUCACUACCAGCACAAAACGGCCUACCACCAUGGGCAUCAGGCACACAAACAUGGCCGCAAAUCCUCGUCUUGUGCGUUUCCUGCACCAACCUCCUCAUCUGCAUUCUCAUCUUCAUCGGUUACUGCCGUGGCGGCCACCAUCGCGCCGAGAAAGUUGGUGUGUACUACACGCUAUUCGCAGUUGGGUGGUUUAUCGUAUCUGUGAUCCUAUGGGCUGCCGCUGCCGGUGUCUUGCAAUUCACGAGGAACAACAGUGGUAACCAAGACAUGUGGGGAUGGGCUUGUGUUCAAAACCACCGUGCCGACCUGUUCUCGCAGAAAGUCGAUUACGAACUCGUUUGCAGACUUCAGAACUGGUCUCUGAUCUGUAUUAUUAUCGAGAUCAUAAUCGAUGUUAUCACGAUCGUCCUAUACAGCGUCGUCUUCUACCGAUACUACACCAAGCGUCGCCUAGCCAAGUCGAUGGACCUACGAGAUCGCGCUAGAUCCGAUCUAUACCUCGCCCAAUUGCGCUCGCAAUCAGCGCCUAACACACCAGGCUUCGGCCCCAAGUCUCCAUCCUACUCCCAGUACGCCAUGUCGCCGCGCUUCCCGCCCUCGGUCUACAAGUCGCUAUCAGAUAUUGAGGAGGGUCCUUCAUUCACACCGGGACCACAAGUCGCUGAGCCGCAAUCAUCCUUCGCGGCCCCGAGCAAGCCCGCUGAGAAGCCAUUCAAGCUGCAGGCUCCUCCAACUAAGGCUCCCUCAGCCACCCCCAAGCUAGGUCAGGGUGCCUUCCGAUCACCCACGACCCCUGACGCCCCGGGUCCUAGUUCUAUCAACGAGCACGGUCCUGUCGCACCUGGCGAGGUUCAGUACGACGCCGUUCCCAUUCCGGGGGCUUACAACGACGCCCUCAGGAGCCCGCCCCCAGCUCAGACGACUUUCGGUCACGCACGAUGAACAGGCGUAGCCUAAAAAAACAAUAAAAAUAAACAACAUUAUUUAUCUGAAUAUAGCCUAAUUUCAUUUGUUCAGCUGAGCUGGAAAAAAGGGGGAUUAAGUCGAUUCGAAGUUUGGAAAUUUCCCUCCAAUCACGUGGUACCAUUU
Messenger RNA from Hypoxylon trugodes, 1850 nucleotides. RefSeq lists its product as uncharacterized. The record is from RefSeq and is a predicted model, not a curated record. NCBI's taxonomy places the organism in Eukaryota, Fungi, Ascomycota, Sordariomycetes, Xylariales, Hypoxylaceae. Bases 228 to 1703 code for a protein of 491 amino acids. The transcript is spliced from 3 exons.